AGGGCUGCUGUGAGAAUGUUGGGAGCAGACAGCAGAAAGUCAUUCAGGAGUGAAGAGACGCUGGAUGCGCAUCAAGCCUCGGGUUUUGCCGUGUGUUAUUAAUAGACAGAGGCGUGUUAUUCAUUGACACAAGUGGAAAGCGCGUUUUGCAUGCGGUGUGAUCGCUCGUGAAGGACCGAAGGAGUAAAGUUUUGGGAAGCGCGCAGGUCUUUUGGAGUUGCGUAGUACAUCCAACACAGACAGCGGUCGGCACGGACAGAGAGACUCCGUCUUCAUUGCCGAGAGGGUUGUGUCCACAUCAUCCAUUUCAGGACAUGAACUGUUUCUCCAGUGUCCCACACUGGCCAAUCAAGUGGUUUCAUGGAGUCAAUCUAGUGAAGACGAAUGCUGACCAGACGCUCUUGAGAAUGUGUGAGCCCAGUCCACCUGCUGUGCCUCCCCAUGCCAAGGGCCAUGUGACCAUGGUGGGUGUCGGUAUCAAGCUCGAAGAUGAUGAAUUUGUUGGCCGAGGUGUCAACAGGGAAUCCCAGCAGUCCUCUCCGGCCUGCGAUUGGUCAGUUCGAGGGCCCGCUGAAAGAGACGACCCCGAGAAGUCAGGUCCUCCGAACUGCCAGUCUCCUUUGGAGAGAGUUCCCAGUAAAGAACGUCCACGAUCACACACACCUGCCGGCCAGGAUGGAGGUCACAGAGCUUAUGACAAAAGUGACGGCAAACCCAGCGUCAAUGAGGUGAUGCCCACAAUUGAAAAGCUGUUGAGUACAGACUGGAAGGAGAAGUUCCUGGGGAAAGGUCUUCAGAGCAACGUCAAUCUGAAAGGAACACCCGAGAGCUUGGCGGAGAAGGAGCUUCAGUUGUUGCUGAUGAUAAACCAGCUGUCGGGUCUACGCGAGCAGCUCCUCGGUGCUCAUUCAGAACAGAGGAACAUGGCCGCUCUUCUUCUGGAGAAACAACAGCAGCAGAUGGAACUGGCCAGACAACAGCAGGAACAGAUCGCCAAACAACAGCAGCAGCUCAUACAACAGCAACAUAAAAUCAACCUACUGCAGCAACAAAUUCAGCAGGUAAAUAUGCCGUAUGUGAUGAUCCCCGCCUUUCAUCACAACGCCCAGCCGAUGCCCGUCAACUCUGAACCACAGAUGGGUUUACCGCUGCAGCCAAUCCCCUGCAAGCCAGUGGAAUAUCCCAUGCCGUUGCUCCCUAAUCCCCAUUCAACCCCCAUCAAAAGAUCCAGUGGUGCAGUUUAUCGCCAGGACACCAGCCAACCCCUCAACCUCACGGCUAAACCCAAGACCCCAAGUCCCCAAGCGCUGGAAAUGGCCACGGCCCACCUGCAGACGAGUUACCGGCCCAGAGAUUUAACCCACAGCCCUCCACGAUCUGCCCUUAGCCUGAGCUUCUUAGGAGAGGGCGACGUUGUGACCCAAGCCAUCCAUGAUGCCCAGCAGCUGUUGCGUGGAGGACAAGGCCCGACGGGCCGAGAGAGAGAGCGCGAGAGGGAAAAAAAUGCCAGGCUGGAGGCAACUCGAGAUCGAACAGAUGAUGGACAGACCAUGAGGAUGAAUGAAGAUCACAGUGACUCUGAAGGGCAGAUGGCCAUUUCUGGUGUGGCGAGCUUCGGCGACAGCCGCACACCCUCCUCCGGUCACAUCAAGCGGCCCAUGAACGCCUUCAUGGUUUGGGCCAAAGACGAAAGGAGACGCAUCUUACAGGCCUUCCCCGACAUGCACAACUCCAGUAUCAGCAAGAUUCUCGGUUCCCGCUGGAAGUCCAUGUCCAAUCAGGAGAAGCAGCCGUACUAUGAAGAGCAGGCCCGACUCAGUCGCCAGCAUCUGGAGCGAUACCCCGAUUACAAAUACAAACCUCGCCCGAAACGUACCUGUAUCGUUGAGGGCAGGCGGCUGCGGGUGGGAGAAUACAAAGCCAUGAUGAAGACCCGACGACAGGAGCGCGUGCCGUAUCCUCAGAGCCAAUCGGAACAGCAGCUACCCUACGCCACGGGUGAAGGACAGUACCCGACCACGCCCGUAUCCAUGGCGACCUUACCCUUGCAUCCCGCCCUGCUAGAGCAUUACCUACCUCGCGCUCUGGAGCCUAACCAGGGCCGAGGCAGCGAACCGCUGGAGGCUGCGAGACCUCGACAACCCUACAGCGAAGGGGAGGAGAGCGACAUUGGGGAACGCAGUGAGGGGGAGCUGGUGGUCCUCACUGACUGAGAUAGAUAGAGUAAAUAUAAUGAAAUAAUAAAUAGAGAGAGGUGGAGUUGUGGAGAGAUUUUGGUAUCCCUACAAGCAAAAUGGUUUACUGUAGGUCAGAGUUUGCCCAUUCAGUCGUGAGGACAGUUUAUUUACACAAACAGCAGAUCUGAGGACAGUAAACUGAUGUUAGAACAUGGAUUUGGAUUUGUAUUGUUGUUAUUUAAGUGGUUUAGGUUGGGCAUCCAGGAUUAGGAGAUGCUAACCACCACCUGCAAUAACUAUAAAACUUUGAUUUUACCAUGCAAGGUCACCGACACAAAUCACAUCUGCACACAUCAGGUGUCGCACUGAAAUAAUCAAGCUGUAGCUGGAGAGGGUACUCUGUAUUGACACAUUUACAAUCGAUUGAUUGCAAUAAUCAUAUUACAUAGUACACCAAAAAUGAUGCCAUUAUUAACUCGCCGUCUUGUCAUUUCAAACCUGCAUGAUCAAUUCAUGUCAUUUGCAUAGCUUUGAAGAUUUUAGACUUUUCCCAUUUUUAAAUAGACGGUAGCAUCAAGUGCAUUGAUCUGCCUUAAAGAGAUUUCACAGAUGUGAUCACAUUAAACUGGGUUCCUUUCCAAAUAUUAUUUUUUCUCGUUUGGGUUACAUAAAAAACAAGCAUACAGGUUUGAAAGAACAUAAGGGUGAUAAAAUGGUGAUGAUUUCAUUUUUGGGUGAAAUACCCAAUGAGACACAUUAGCCAUAUUAAAACGAAGUCUGCUCAGCAGCAUCAGUGUGAUUUACACCUUGAUGUCUUUACGGCACUUGAUUUUCCCAGGGGUUUCCUGCAUAAAUUCAUGUUAAGAUUGUGCCAAGGUACUUUCCAGAGCAAAAAAGAGAAAAAACAAACAUACCAGUAGGCUUGGAAAAGUAAGAGCAUUUCUGAAUUUUUUAUUUCUUAUGUUCUGUUUGAGAUUUAAGCAACCUGUCCCUUUAAGACUUUACUGUUAUCAGCGAGUCUGUUGUUUUAUGUUGUUGGCGCACUCUGCUGGUAAAAUUCGAGUACUGCACUUAAACAUAUUAAUUCAUUUUAAUUAGGUGCACAAAGAAAAACUUGAAUGCACUUUUUAAUCAUCUGAUAUAUUUUUUUCAUCCCCAUAUUACUCAAGAUCAAUAGAUCUUUUUUAUUUUUUAAGUAGAAGUUUGCACUUGAUGUACAUAUGCAAAUAAUUUCUACCACUUUGUGAAAGGAGAUGUGAAUAAUUCUCUUUUCUGAAAAUGCUCCUGUUUGAAAAUAUUGGUUUACUAUUAUUUUUAUUGUGUGUGCGUGUAGAGUGAGUUUGAAUCAUUUUAUCAUUCCAGUUUUUGACUGGGUCAAUAUUUUGGGCCAGUGGAGGUCAAUUUACAGUUGAGCUGAAAUGUAAAAAAUGUUUAAAAAGCAUUUAUAUUUUAAAUAGGAAAUUUUAAAGAAAUUCGCCAGUGAGUGGACUGUUAUGAUACACUUAACGUAUUCGAGGAAAUAUUGAAAUCAUGUAUAUAACUUGAUAAAGAAAUACACUUUGUAUUUUAUUUGUAGAAUGAAGCAGGGAAAAAAAUAUGACUCCUGAUCUGGACUACUGUUGCAAAACCAGCUGCUGUAAAAAAUAGACAUAGACUUUAUUUUGUUUAUAAUGUGUAUAAUUUAAAAGUGUACAUGUUUUUUUUCUCUAUGUUGCGUUUUCCAAGAAAGUUUUGUGGUUUGUUUUUUUGAAGCUUAAUUAAAAUGUUAUGUUCACUUUUA
Messenger RNA from Misgurnus anguillicaudatus (oriental weatherfish), 3957 nucleotides. RefSeq names its product SRY-box transcription factor 13 (gene sox13). Gene Ontology annotation, biological process: regulation of transcription by RNA polymerase II; cell fate commitment. The record is from RefSeq and is a predicted model, not a curated record. NCBI's taxonomy places the organism in Eukaryota, Metazoa, Chordata, Actinopteri, Cypriniformes, Cobitidae. Gene Ontology annotation, molecular function: RNA polymerase II cis-regulatory region sequence-specific DNA binding; DNA-binding transcription factor activity, RNA polymerase II-specific. Gene Ontology annotation, cellular component: nucleus.